Molecule: messenger RNA, 1074 nt
Organism: Volvox carteri f. nagariensis
Lineage: Eukaryota; Viridiplantae; Chlorophyta; Chlorophyceae; Chlamydomonadales; Volvocaceae
Exons: 9
Coding region: 1-1074 (357 amino acids)
Biological process (GO): endosome organization; vacuole organization; organelle fusion
Cellular component (GO): HOPS complex; endosome
Molecular function (GO): protein-macromolecule adaptor activity
Source: RefSeq, a predicted model, not a curated record
AUGCCUGGGGACGAGGGGGAGGCGGCACUGCUGCGCUACCUCACGCGCGCGGGCCGCGGCGGCGCCAACUUAACGUACGGCGGUACGGCACCGCUAUACGACACGCAGUACGCGCUGCGUCUGGCUCAGGAGUGUGGAAAGCCGCGUGCGGCGGUGCGGCUCAUGUGCCAGCUCGGAAUGUACCCUGAUGCUGUCCGUGCCGCUCUGGCACUGGACCUGGGUCUGGCCAAGGGGGUGGCGGGGGAGCCCGAGCAGGAUGACGCACUGCGGAGGAAGCUGUGGCUGCAGGUUGCUCGCCAUGUGGUGGAGACGGGGAGCAGGGUGGCGUCGGCUGGACGGGGGGAGGGACCGGGGGCCGGAGAGGGGCCUGGAUCUGGAUCUGGAUCUGACCCCACCUCCCACAUCCGUACGGCAGUGGAGUUCCUCCGGGAAGCUGAUGGUCUCCUCCGAAUAGAGGACAUUUUGCCCUUCUUCCCGGACUUCGUUACCAUUGACAACUUCCAGGCCGCCAUAUGCGAUUCUCUGGAGCGCUACGGUGCGGCCAUUGAGGCCCUCAAGGCGGACAUGGAGGAGGCCACCGCCAUUGCUGAGGCGCUGAGGGCGGAUAUCGCCAUGCUGGGGAACAGGUCCGCGGUGGUGUCCCUGGCUCAGCCGUGUGUCCGGUGCGGGAGACCCAUUUCGGAGGCGGCGCCGCUGACCAGCCUGCCUCAGGGUGGUGCCCUGCCCCCCUUCUACCUCUUCCCCACGGGCUGUGUCUACCACGUGGCCUGCUGCGCGGCGGAAGUGACGGAGCUGGUGGCGCCGCAGCAGCGGAAGAGGAUCCACACGCUCAUGGCGCGGCUCUCCCGUGUCAAGCCCGGCGCCACCAUUGCUCCCGCGUACGGCGGAGGCGCUGGUCGCGGAGAUCGGUCGGGAGGACCCGCGGAAUGGGGAGCUGACAGUGCGGCUGCUGGAGGCGCCCUUCGUGUUCGAGACGGACCGGGCGGAGGCGGAGUCCUGGGCCGUGCUGGCUGGAUCGGCUGCCCGGACGGGUCCGUAUGCGGCCUGCAGGCAGCCAGCAUCAUGCCGACGUAG